CGCGAGAGCCGAGUCGUAACAGUUUCAAGCACGCUAGUGUACAGAGAACACUUUGUUUGUGCGAUGCGCAGUUAUACUGUAGACAUCUCUCGGCAUCUGCACUAUACAACCAUAAACCCGAGUCGUUAUCCUAAAAAAGCUCGGCCAAGAUGGCAACCGCCGACUCGGAGCGCUGCACGCUCCAUCUGAAAAUACUAUACGUGCUUCUUCUUAGUAUGACUUUAAUCUACGGAGGUGUGUUCUAUUGGGUUCGCGUCGAUAUUGACCAUCUGAGAUAUUCGUGCGACCACUGCAGACGAGAGCUGAAGCAGGCUUUACCGCGAGGUGCGGAAGAUGUGCCUUCUCUUGCCUCGGUCGUCUUCUCCAAUGGCGUCGAGCACAGCAGCAACGCCAGCGAGAACGGGGAGAAUUUUGACACACGCCCGCGCUCGCGUACAGUCGACGGCUUCGUAGACGAGCGACACUGGAUCCAACAUGGCGGACGGUCGCAUCCGAUUCAGAAGCGCGCCGCGGAGCAGACGCCCGGGCGAAGAGCUAAGAGGAAACGGAAACGGAAGAGAAGAUACAAGAAUGGAAAUCUGCGUCGAGAUGCCAAUGGCGACUCGGCUACCGAAGGCCCUUUGCCCAGCUCCGACGACUGGGUGUGGUUGUCGUCGUUCUCCCGAAUUCCAUAUGAUCACGCUCCUGUUGUUGUACAAGUGGAUUCCAGUUGCGUCGAUAAGAUAUUUGCUCUUCAAGAGUUUUGUGUGAGCACACAGGAGUUCUGUCCCCCCGGUGAAGCAGGCCAACCUGGAGUACCCGGAAUUCCCGGCCUUAAAGGCGACGUAGGAAUGACGGGCGCGCCUGGCACGAAAGGUGAAAAGGGCGAAAUAGGACCGCUCGGUAUCGCAGGACUUGAUGGGACACAUGGUGCUAUCGGGAUUCCUGGUCUAAAGGGAGAGAAGGGCUACACUGGCGAGCCAGGUCACGCAGGCAUUCCCGGUGUGCAGGGGCCUGUCGGCCCGCAAGGAAUACACGGUUCUGCAGGAGAGAAGGGUGAUGCCGGGAACGCUGGACCGACGGGCACAACGGGAGAAAUCGGGCCGCGGGGGGAAACCGGUCUUAAAGGUGACACUGGUGCUAACGGCGAACCAGGAUUGCCGGGAGAAUCAGGAAUCCCUGGUAUACAAGGACCAGUCGGGCCGGCUGGGCCUCAGGGCCCUCCUGGCGAGAUUCAGCUAAGCUCAAGAGAAACAGCAGGUUGUGGAUUGCGAAUGGUCGGUAAGCCGCUUUUCCACCGCCACACCAACAAGCCAUGGGGUACGUGGAUGCUGGAUGCCCACCCUUCCACUCCGGAGGCCGCGCACAGGCACUGGGUCACCGAGUUACCAGCCGGCAGUAAUCUCAUCGAGUUUCCGGAUGCCGCUUCAUACGUUGCUAACCGACCGUCGCACACCUACGAGCUUCCUUGGCCGUAUCAAGGGAAUGGGCAUGUAAUCUACGACAGAUCCCUCAUAUACCAUGCCUCGGGCAAACAGAGUAUCAUACGCUACAACGUGCACACAAAAACUACCGAGGAGCUACCUUUGCCCGGAGCAACGUACACAGGCGGCACGUUUCUGUUUAAUAUAAAGCACUCUUACGUGAAGGUUGCCGUGGAUGAAAAUGGCCUGUGGGCGAUGUAUGGAAGCGAGACGAGCCAGAAUUUGAUGGUAGCUAAAAUACAGCUGGAACCUUUCGAAGUCAUAAGAGUUCAAGAUCUAGACUUGAAACACAAUGUAGUUGGACAUGCGUUUAUAUCGUGCGGAGUUCUGUAUACGGUAGAAGAUACCAGCGUCGCAAAGACUACCCUCAAUUUCGCUUUCGAUUUAUACAAUAGCACAGUCACGCGGAUAGAGCUAGACUUUGUUAACCCGUACACGCAGAACAAUAUGAUUUCUUAUAAUCCCACCAAUAGGCUGUUAUACUCGUGGGAUAGAGGUAAUCAGUUGAGUUACAGUCUUAGGUUUUCGUAGAGUAUUAGUUUUAUUCUUAUUCAAUAUUUGCAAUAUAUUAACCGAGAUUA
Priapulus caudatus is the source of this 2044-nucleotide messenger RNA. RefSeq names its product gliomedin-like. Gene Ontology annotation, biological process: signal transduction. The record is from RefSeq and is a predicted model, not a curated record. The transcript has 9 exons. Lineage: Eukaryota; Metazoa; Priapulida; Priapulimorpha; Priapulimorphida; Priapulidae. The coding region runs from base 150 to 1994 and encodes 614 amino acids.